Metarhizium brunneum ARSEF 3297 is the source of this 1068-nucleotide messenger RNA. RefSeq lists its product as uncharacterized. The record is from RefSeq and is a predicted model, not a curated record. Lineage: Eukaryota; Fungi; Ascomycota; Sordariomycetes; Hypocreales; Clavicipitaceae.
AUGGUCUCAAGGCUAUUCACUUUAUCAGCCCUGUUGGGCCUUGCUAUCGGAGCCGUGAUUCCAAACAACAAUGGCUUUCCCACACCCAAUGACCAACAAAAGCUCCAAAUAGCGCAAGAAGCAGGAGGCCUGCUCCCCGGUAGUCCGCCCCCUGAUUCACUUGGUGCCGGCAGCAUCACUGCCUUCCAGCUCAUCGCCUUCAACGAGCUCUUCGAGACGGCGUACUUUAGCUCACUGCUGCACAACAUCACUUCUGGGGCUCCCGGAUACGAGGCCGAAAAUACAGACGAGUUGGCCAAGAUAUUCUCGACAGUACUGGCGCAAGAGGAACAGCACGCCCUCGCGGCCGUGUCUACACUCAAGGCCGCCAACGCCUUUGCACCCUCCGCUUGCCAGUAUCAAUUCCCCGUGUCGAACCUCAAGGAUGCGGUAAAUCUAGCCGAGACGUUUACGGCAGUUGUCCUAGGCGCACUUCAGGGGGCAAACGUCAUAUUCAGCCAGGACAAGCAGACAGGCGCCGUCCAAACGGUCUCUUCCGUCAUCGGCCAAGAGGGCGAGCAAAACGGCUUCUACAGAGUGUUUCUGGAUAAAGUGCCUUCCGAAUCGCCUUUUCUCACGACGGUCCCAGCCCCCUUUGCCUGGUCGGCGCUGCAGGCCUUCGUCGUGCCCGACUCGUGCCCCUUCCCGCUGAGCAAUAUCAACCUCCCUAUUUUCCCUGCCUUGGAGGUAAACGGGGGGGCUAUUGCCUCGGUCGAGCCCCGGGACCAGACGCUCUCUUUCUCCGCGGACGUGUCCGGCUCGGAAGCUGCUAAGGCUUAUAUUGGCCGCGACAAUCUGUUUGCCACGUACACGACGGGUCAGCAGCUGCCUAUCUCGGUGGCCAUUACCAACGUGGAAUGGUCCGGGGGCAGGAUUAGUUUCCAGGCUCCGUUCCCCUUUUCGAAAUUUGUCAUGCAAGGGUUCAGCCACGUGGCUCUGACGACGGGCGACACGUUUGACAGCGCGGAUGCGGUGGUGCAGUCGGCGCUUGCGGCUCCGGGGCUCAUUCAAGUGAAUAACCGGCUGUAA